Aphis gossypii (cotton aphid) is the source of this 2004-nucleotide messenger RNA. RefSeq lists its product as uncharacterized. The record is from RefSeq and is a predicted model, not a curated record. The transcript has a single exon. The coding region runs from base 1 to 2004 and encodes 667 amino acids. Lineage: Eukaryota; Metazoa; Arthropoda; Insecta; Hemiptera; Aphididae.
AUGUCGAAUAAGUCAGCUUUAGCAUUAUUCUUCACUAAGGCCAAUGAACGCAGUCGAGAAGAACAGUCUGCUGAAGACCACUUUACUUCAACUUUCCAGCAAGAUGAAUCUGGUCGAUUCAUAGUACGACUUCCUCUCAGUCAGGACCCAUUUUUGCUUGGAGAUUCGCGUUUUAUGGCACAAAAGAGAUUUUUCAAUCUAGAGCGACGGUUUGCCAAGGACAAGGUCCUGGAAGCAGAAUACAAAGCAUUUAUGCAAGAAUAUUUAUCCAUGGGUCACAUGCAACUUACAACUUCUGAAUGUCACGCACCAACAUACUACUUGCCGCAUCAUGCAGUUGUUAAGGAUAGUAGUAUCACCACGAAGGUUCGAGUGGUGUUCGAUGGUUUUGCUCCAGCCAGCUCAGGUCUUUCGUUAAAUGACAUUCUGCUUAAAGGACCAAAGGUGCAACCCGACAUCAUAUCUAUCAUACUCAGAUUUAGACUGCACGCAGUAGCUAUCACUGCUGAUGUCGCAAAAAUGUAUAGACAGGUACUACUCCAUGAAGAUGACCGUAACCUGCAUCGCAUAUGUUAUAGGGAAAGUCCUGAUCAACCACUUCAAGACUAUAAGCUGUGUACUGUAACCUAUGGAACUAAAUCUGCAUCCUUCCUUGCUACUCGUUGUUUAAUGCAGCUCUCCCGUCAAACCAAUGACCCAGUUCUUCAACGCAUCAUCUCAGAAUACUUUUAUGUAGACGAUUUGUUGAGUGGUGGACAGAACGACGAUCAAUGUUAUGAAUUACACCAAUCAAUUAGCAAGAUAUUGGAAGAAGCAGGUUUUCCACUUCGAAAAUGGUGCUCAAACUCUCCUACAUUAAUGUCUCGUAUUUCCACAACCAGUGCAGAACCAACCUAUCGAUUGUCACUAACUAAUGAAGACACUGUCAGCACCCUUGGCCUGUCAUGGCAACCUAGCUCUGACACCUUCCAUUUUUCUCUUGCCAAUUGGAAGCCACCAAGCAAUAUGACCAAGCGAUCUUUGCUCUCUGACAUAAACCGAAUAUAUGACCCGCUGGGAUUAUUAUCACCUGUACUUAUAAAGGGAAAGGUGUUUCUACAACAGUUAUGGUCCCUCAAAUUGAAUUGGGAUUCCACUUUGUCACCAGAUCUGCAAGGUCGUUGGAUAAAGUUUUACUCAAGCCUUAAAAGACUUGAAGAAUUGUCUAUUCCGCGAAGAGUUAUAUCUAAGUUAAGUUCUAAUGUCUCAUUGCAUGGCUUCUGCGAUGCUUCGCAGGAAGCUUACGGUGCUUGUAUCUACUUAUGCUCCCCUCUGGCUGAUGCUAAGAUACAAGUAAGUUUAUUAAUGUCAAAAUCAAGAGUGGCACCCAUGCAUACUACCACUAUUCCUCGUCUGGAAUUAUGCGGUGCCCUUUUAUUAUCUGAACUCAUGGUAGAAGCCAGAACUGAGCUUGCACGUAUUGGACUAGCACUCCAAAGCACUGAUAUCAAUCUUUGGACGGAUUCAACGGUAGUUAUUGGUUGGAUUCAGGCAGAAGUUCAGCUCAAAACCUUUGUUGCUAACCGUGUAACACAAAUCAGAGAUAUGACUGAAAUUAAAAUGUGGCGAUACGUGCCUACUUCUGAUAAUCCAGCAGACCUUAUAUCUCGAGGAGUUCCAGUCGAAUCGAUACUCUCUUCUGACAGUAUCUGGUGGUGUGGUCCAUCAUGGCUUCAACAAGAUAUCACUUACUGGCCAAAUCGCUUCAUUCCUACUGAUGAACUACCGGAGUUACGACCAUUAAAUUUAGCGUUAGCUGUCACAGAGGUUAAUUCACAAUGGCUCUUGGAGAGAUGUUCAAAAUGGACUAACCUAUUGCGCAUUACAGCAUACAUACAGAGAUUUAUUCAUAAUUGCAAACCUAAAGCUAAACGGAGCAGUAGUACUUGUUUCGGUCCAUUAAAGGCUAGUGAACUACAAAGCAGUAAAAUCUUUUGGCUACGCAAAGCACAAAGUCAGGUUUAG